AUGGGUUAUUACACAUUCUUGUACUGGUUCUCCUGGCGCCUUUUUAUGGCCCUUCUGGCCCAUGCCAACUGGUCGGCGGCAGUCUACGUGAAGUGCGUCUACUUUGUGCUGUGGAAGUCCUAUGAUCUCCUCUGGUUUUGGAUGCAUCUUAUCCUUUGCAUUUGCUUCGAACCUCUCAGAUCCGAGAAUUAUUUGCUGGUUUGGUGUGUGAUCAUGUACAAGAAGUGCACCACAGACAAGAACAGGAGCUUUAGAGUGAGUUGAAGUGACUAGUAGACUAAAGACGAGACAAUUUUAGCAAAUUUAUCAAGCCACCUACAGUAAGAGGUUUACGAAAUCCGAAAGAGAGCUGAAAAAGAUCGAAACAAUCGAGCUGGCAGAAGAUUCAGACGACGAAGACGAUCGUUCUGACCCCGGAAGUAUCUAUCCGAGAAUCUCGACUGACAGUGAUCAACCCAGAUCAUCCAAAGUCAACUUUACAGAGCGGUUGGAAAGCGAGGGAUUGAUGGGAAAUGAGAAAAAGCCAGAGAAAAAAGGGAUUUUGAAGAAAAUCAAGAUCCCGGAUGUGGUCAAGAACAGAUUCAGCAACAUUUCCAAUGGCUCAAGUACCCCGGAAAAUGACGGGAAAGACAAGAAAUUCCAAUUACAAAAGUUAUUGCCUCAGGCAUUACAGAAGACUGAAGAAGGUGAGGAUUGGUUUAUUCCGGUUUUUUAGUAUCCGAAUGUUUCUGAUCUGUUUCAUUGUUCAUGUAAAAAUUUAAAGAUCCAAAAAAUGCUUUUCAUAGUUUCUAAUCUGAAGCAAAUUUUUAGAAGCUGAGUCAGAACGGGAAGAAAAACGGCGGAAAAAGGAAGAAAAACUGAGGCUCAGGGAGAUCAGACAGCGGAGGAAAGAGUACCUCAAGGAGCAGGCGAAAAUUGAACGGAGGUAAAAUACGAAUUUAAUUUUAUUAUCGAUGUUUAAGUUUUUUUUAAAUCUUUUACCAUAAAAUAAAAAAAUGUUGAUUUUUCAAACAAAGAUUAGCCCAAAACUUUUUUCGUAAAAUACGAAUUUAUCGCCAAAGUAUACUUUCAGACGACGUCUAAUUUCCGACUCCAUUGACAUCCUUCUCCAAUGUCUCCGAUUAUUCACUUCUUUCGCCAUUUUGGUGGGAAAUAUCCAUCGAAACUUUGUCCCCAAAUAUCUCCGAGAUGAGAGUGAGCAUCUGAAUAAUCCAGAAGUUAUGAUGGCCUUUACGUAAGUCGCUUUGACAUUAAAUUGGGCAAAAAUUAACAAGGGAAAUUCUCAAAAUUCAAAACUCGGAUAGGGACUAUGGAAAAUGAGGAGACACGGUCAGGGAAAAAAUCGGCCUGAUCUUUGAAGUUUGGCCAAAAAAUUUCUAAAAUACGAUUUUAAUCAAAUUCAAAAUGAUUUAUUUUUUUCAGUCUAACCAUGACACUCGACAUUCUUUUGUUCUGGAUUUCGACAGCGAUGACCUACUUCAAGCAAUGCCGUCUCUGUUGUCGCCUCGGAUUAUUCAAAUUCUGGCUCUGGCUGGCGGCUUUGUUCUUCCUGGGAGGCGUCUGUAUGUAUUAUCCAAUGCAUUUGGCCCAUCCUCAGAUGUCGCUGAACUGGUGCCAGUUUGAGCCGGGAACUCCGAUUGGCGAUUUUUUGAAUGAUGGAAAGAUUUUUGAUGAUGAUUAG
Bursaphelenchus xylophilus (pine wood nematode) is the source of this 1681-nucleotide messenger RNA. The record is from the annotation of a GenBank genome assembly. NCBI's taxonomy places the organism in Eukaryota, Metazoa, Nematoda, Chromadorea, Rhabditida, Aphelenchoididae.